Rhagoletis zephyria (snowberry fruit fly) is the source of this 1365-nucleotide messenger RNA. RefSeq lists its product as uncharacterized. NCBI's taxonomy places the organism in Eukaryota, Metazoa, Arthropoda, Insecta, Diptera, Tephritidae. The record is from RefSeq and is a predicted model, not a curated record.
AUGCGGCGAAAUCAACCAAAGUAUUUCACGCAAUUCCAGAGCAAAACCCCGCGCGCUGCAUAUUUUACUGCAAAAUCUAAAUUUAUUAAAGAAUCCAAAGCUUGCUUGAAUUGUUUAAGUCCAGGGCAUUACAAAGAACGCUGUAAUAGCUCAUCCGCUUGCCGAAUAUGUCAUCAACGACACGAUACGCUGCUUCACAGUAAUACACGUUCACCCGCCGCCACAUCGGCUCAUGUCGUCGAUGCCAUCGCAGCCGCUUCGAAUCCCGCAUCUGUAAGCAACCAUGCAACUGGUUCAUCUGCCACCGCUUUAGCAGUGAAUAGCGCUGCUUCACACGUUUCGUCCUGCUUAAGUGCUGGUUCCAUUCCGCUACCUGCAACGCAAAAAUCAGUUAUAUUAUCUACCGCAUUAGUAAAGAUUCGAGACUGCGCUGGUCAUUGGCAGACAGCACGUUUAUUGUUCGACACCGGGAAUUUGUUCAUCGCAAAGCGACCGCCUUGCGAAACGCUGCUCACGCUUUCGUCUAAUUGUUCGGAUAAAUGCUACGAUAUUACCGCGCUGAUUCUUCCGAAAAUCACCAACGAUUUGCCGACGCAGACCUUGAGUGUUUCUAAUUGGCCACAUAUCCAAGGCUUAUUCCUAGCUGAUCCACAUUUCGCGAAGCCUGGCCGCAUAGACGUACUCGUAGGCAUGGAUUUAAUGGAUCAACUAAUCUGUGCGGAGCUUCGAAAGGGUCCGUCUGGCACGCCUAUGGCGCAGACAACUGUUUUCGGCUGGACUUUAUUUGGAAACGUUGACAAUUUUGGUUCGCCAACGCCUAGUUUGCCAUCGCUGCAUUGCGAUGUGCAAUUAGAUCGAGCGCUCGCUAGGUUAUGGGAGCUCGAAGACUCGCCGCAGAAACAGCAUCUCACGCAUGAGGAAAACUUCUGCGAGAAUCACUUCAAUUCUACACAUCAAAGAAUGCCGGAUGGUCGCUUUGUGGUUGAACUACCGCUUAAACCUAACACUGUAUUGGGUGAGUCACGAAACUUCGCAAUACGUAACCUGCUAUGCAUAGAACGAAGGCUCGCUAGCAACAGCGAUUUGCGUUUGCGCUACGAUGAGUUCAUGAGAGAGCUCAUUGACAUGGGUCACAUGGAGGAGGUGUUUGAAACGACGAGUGAGGUGGAUUAUAUGCCACACCACCCAGUCAUUAAAGAAUCUAGCGUUACGACCAAGCUGAGGGUAGUCUUCAACGCGUCCGCCAAAACCACCACGGGUAACUCGCUUAAUGACGCAUUGUUUGUUGGACCUCAGCUACAGCAAGANGAUUAUAUGCCACACCACCCAGUCAUUAAAGAAUCUAGCGUUACGACCAAGCUGAGG